CUGAUUGGCUUGAAUAGGUCACAUGACGUCUACCGCGCUGAGAGGAGACAUCUUUGCUCAAGGCAGUGGAGUUUCUCCACGGAAUUCUCCACAAAUCGGAGUUUCUGCAGAAUGACGGAUAAGGGAGAACAAAGAAGAAGUCCCAAUAGUUCCCUUCCCUCCAGACCAAAGCGUGACAAGAAGACGGAGGCGGAGGGAUACUGGGAAUGCUCCGUAUGCACCUUCCGCAACAAUGCUGAGGCCUUCAAGUGCAGCAUGUGUGAUGUCAGGAAGGGCACAUCCACAAGGAAGCCUCGCCUAAAUUCCCAACUGGUUGCACAGCAGGUGGCACAGCAGUUUAACCCCCCUCAGCCUAAGCCCCCUAAGAGAGAAAGAGAGAGGGGAGAAAAGGACCGGGAAAACGGAGUAUCCGGUAGUGCCACCAGUCCCAAUAGCAGUGCCACUGUGAGUGUGAGUAACAACACUGGUAGCAGCGUUGGGAUGGGCAAGAAAAAAGAACACAGUGCUGUGCACACCAACCCCUCCAAUACCAGCAGCAAUAAGAAAAUGAAAUACAUGCCAAGAUUGAAAAAUGUGGAUAGGAGCACUGCCACACACAUGGCCGUCACAGUCAACAACGUCACAGUUAUUAUCACAGACUAUAAAGAAAAAGCCCCCAAAUCUUCCUCAGCCUCCUCAUCUAUAUCUUCGGAGCCCCCCAGCACAGUCACGUCAGACACACCCAGUACCAACACCACUGUUGCCAUGGCAACCAAUCUACAGGAGAGCCCAACGGGUCAACAAAAUGGUGAAGUCACUAUGAGAGAGCAGAUGUAGACUGUGUCCUUUCUUUGCAUCCUGACAUCUACAUUGUUAGGUAGACUUUGUGUUAUCUGACAUUAAACAAAGAAAAUGAUGAUGUCAUGUUACAUGUAUGACUCUUAAAUGUAGCAAGCUCAAAAGGUACAAAGACUUAGAAAUGUGAGUUUCCCUGGCAACUAAGCUUUUUGUCUUCAUUCCCACUUUUAUAUCCUAUUUGCAUUAUUUUGUGUAUAAAGAGCCAAGAAAAUUAGAAUGCCUUCAAUGUUAUGUCUAGUAAUCAAAAUAGCUCUGCUGUACAUGUACAGGGGUGCUAAGGUAUUCAUACAUUUUGUACUACCCUAGUAUUCACUACUAGGAAAAAUUUGAAUUUUACAGAAUUCUCACAAUUUACCACUGUUUAAAAGGAACAAACAACUGGAUCCUUGCUAAUUUGGACCAGCACCUGGGUCACUAGACAUAAGUGUCGGGGAACUCUGCUCAACCCUGCUAUCUCCAUUUCUUGCUACAACAUUUUUGUAUUCAGUAAAACGUAGUAAACUUUGUAUAAAUACUUUAGCAUACUUGUUGUCAAUUACAUUACAAGUUACAAAUGUAGAAAAAGUGGUUUAUAUUGUAUGUACAAUUGACAGGUUACUAUUGUCUACUCAUGAGCUAGGAAAUGUAUGCUGCCCCCGUAAAUAUGUUGUCGAGAAAUAUGUCAUGAUAGGUUGCCAUUAUUACUGAAAGAAACUUCUUGUUACUUAAAUCCUUACUUGACAUACAUGUAAAAUAGCUUGUGAGAAUUUUGUCAUUCAUGACCAGUAGUUCUACAUGUAUCAGCCCAGCAAUCCACGGGAACAAUCUAGACUUAGGCCACAGCAAGUAAUCAGCGCAUGCAUUAAUUUUCGCCUGAUUUUCGAAAAAAAAAAACACACAAGAAAUUUGAAGUUUAC
Branchiostoma belcheri (Belcher's lancelet) is the source of this 1733-nucleotide messenger RNA. Its product is annotated as RING1 and YY1-binding protein-like. Gene Ontology annotation, biological process: positive regulation of DNA-templated transcription. Gene Ontology annotation, molecular function: transcription coregulator activity; DNA binding. The record is from RefSeq and is a predicted model, not a curated record. Lineage: Eukaryota; Metazoa; Chordata; Leptocardii; Amphioxiformes; Branchiostomatidae. The transcript has 4 exons. The coding region runs from base 112 to 816 and encodes 234 amino acids. Gene Ontology annotation, cellular component: nucleus.